Molecule: messenger RNA, 1620 nt
Organism: Nasonia vitripennis (jewel wasp)
Lineage: Eukaryota; Metazoa; Arthropoda; Insecta; Hymenoptera; Pteromalidae
Product: thioredoxin, mitochondrial
Exons: 3
Coding region: 598-1026 (142 amino acids)
Cellular component (GO): cytoplasm
Molecular function (GO): oxidoreductase activity, acting on a sulfur group of donors, disulfide as acceptor
Source: RefSeq, a predicted model, not a curated record
GGAACGUCGCAUAUAUAUUGUAUGUAUAUAGUAUGCAUCAGUUAUGCGUGCAAUUGUUAUCAUGGUUACAGCUGACUAGGUUAAGUCCCCCCGGAAAUUCGGAAAUUUGCAUUGUGUUUUCUUCAAAACUGAAGGGGGAUGACCAGCCACAUUUUCGGAGUGGGUCUGGGACUUUUUGUUAUACUAACGCUGUGGAUAUCCGCUGGCCUGAUUUUUCUGGUCUCGCUCAGGAUAGAAAGGAGGAUCGGAGCUGUUGCCUUGGCUGUGGCCGCUAUCAUCACUGUUAUACUGAUUUCUGUACCUCGAGCUCCUCAGCACUCUGUUGUUCAAGAGAAUAAGCCUUACGACCAUUUCUUCAUUUGGCGUAUGAUACUUCUUAUUCUAUUAGCAGCUUCAUCUGUGAUUGGAUUCGUAGGUUACGUUAAGUUUGCACUUAUGGAUGUGGCUAGACCUCAAAGAGUUAGAAAUUGGGUGCUGUAAAUACUUUUACAAACAUACUCGAAGCCUUGAAAAAGUUUAUACUUGAGAUACAUUAGCUAUUUAAAUUGCCUUAUAGAAGAUAAAUUGACAAUAGAGGCCAAAACUUAAACUAUCAAAAUGCUGUCCACUGUGAGAAACUUGAUAAGAUUGUCAACAAGAAAUAUUACCUUGCUGAGUCAAAGGCACAAAAAAUUUCAGAUAAAUGACAACACUGAGUUUGUCGACAAAGUUAUGAAUAGUUCAGUACCAGUCAUAGUCAACUUCCAUGCAGAGUGGUGUGAUCCAUGUAAAAUUCUCACUCCAAAAUUGGAGGAACUCAUUGGGCCUAUGAAUGAGUUAAAUCUUGCUAUAGUCAAUGUGGAAGAUAAUCCUGAAUUAGUCCAUACAUUUGAAGUGAAAGCAGUACCUGCAGUUAUAGCUGUAUCCAAUGGCCUAGUAGUAGAUAAAUUUAUUGGCCUAGUUGAUGCAAAUAUGAUUGAUAACUUGAUAAAAAAACUAACUGGUGGUCAACAUCCACCUGGCAAAGCAGAUACUGCAACUCAGUGAUGUAAAUAUAUGUCAGCAAUAUUGGGAAAUGAUGACCAAUUAGAUAAAGAAAACACCUAAUGAAAACUAAAAUAUUUUUUUAAAAUUCUUUUUUAAUAUCAGCUAAAUCUAGAGAUUUAGAAAUUAAAUUUAAAAAUGAUCGCUUAUUGUAUCUCAACAUUGCCUAUAGUAAAGGAUGAGUGUUACGUGCGCGUGUUUUUAGGAAAAGGGCAUUUUCACAUGUUAAACUUAGUGUUUUAAGUUUUGCCUCUUGAAAAAUCAUGACCUGCAUAAAUUGAUUAACAAUUUUGCACUUGGAAUAUCUUUUCAUUCCGCAGUUUGAUAACACUUCCUGUUUGUGUAUUCUUUUUAACGUUUUUAUUUUAUCGUUAAUACCUAUACGUUUCUUAAAUAGAAACGUAUACUUCAUAAUUUAUUAUGUCUAGUGAUCAAGUAUGUUUUUCAAAAAAAUGCACACAUGCAUAGUAAAUGAUGCUCCAAUGCCUUUAUUACACAUAAAUAACGAAGACUUAAAGCAUCAAAUUGAAUAAACGAUUUAAUGCAAUGUACGAGGAUACGUAUGGUAGAGAAAUAAAAUUUUUUUUUGUAAAAAAG